Colletotrichum costaricense is the source of this 240-nucleotide messenger RNA. RefSeq lists its product as uncharacterized. Bases 1 to 240 code for a protein of 79 amino acids. The transcript has a single exon. Lineage: Eukaryota; Fungi; Ascomycota; Sordariomycetes; Glomerellales; Glomerellaceae. The record is from RefSeq and is a predicted model, not a curated record.
AUGAGUGAGGAUGGUCUCUCGUUCAUGCUUCUUGUCUUCCUUUCCUUGUUAUUGUACGCUGCCGAGACGCUGAGAGAGAGAAUGUUUGACAUUUCGCCACAAGAAGAGAAAACACGCCCACGAAAGAAGAAGAAAGCUGAGACUUACGAGGCCAACGGCGUCGAAGCGACCCUGCGGCGCGUGGUUUCGCGUUCCAGACGGGACACCACCCAACGGCGUCUUAACACCGGAACCGUUUGA